AUGUCUUCUCGGUCGCUGAGCACUUACCAAGGGUUUACGCCUGCGGUGGAGGCUGAAAUCAAGGACAUUGCUAGGGAUAUCCAGCAGCAUAGUGAAGGCCAAGCGCUGUCUUCAGAAACGGCUGAAAAUGCCUUGUAUCGGUUUAUGAGCCAUGAGUCUCAGGUUCACGGAGAGAAUCCGGUCACUUCAGCUGACGCUAGGCUUGAUCCUAACUCAGAGAAGUUUGAUCUGCGCUUCUGGGUGAAAAAUUUACGAAAGUUGGUGGAUCUGGACGAUGACUACUUUAAAUCAGCUCUGUUGGGCGUGGCGUAUAAGAACUUGAGUGUGUUUGGACACUCUACAGAUUCAGAUUACCAGGCAACGUUUGCUAAUGUCAUUUAUAAGACUACAAUGCAGUGGAUCAAGGGCCACAACAAAGCGUAUAGGGAUGCAAUCAGGUUUGACAUUUUGAAGCCGAUGGACGGGUUGAUUAAGCCUGGUGAGCUUACAGUCGUCUUGGGCCGUCCAGGCGCUGGUUGUUCUACGUUUCUCAAGACGUUGGCUACUCAAACACACGGUGUGAAUGUGGAUAAGAACUCCACCAUUCUGUACGACGGGUUUACUCCUCACGAUAUAUCUCACCACUUUCGUGGCGAUGUGGUGUAUUGUGCUGAAGUCGAGAGUCAUUUUCCACAUAUGUUAGUGGGUGAUACGUUACAGUUUGCAGCCAAACUUCGAACCCCAAAGAACCGUCCAGCGGGUAUUUCUCGUGAGGACUACUCCAGGCAUAUGGCUGAUGUCGGUAACGAUUUCGUUAGAGGUGUUUCUGGAGGUGAGCGUAAGAGAGUGUCUAUCGCUGAAGUUUACCUUUCCCAGGCCAGUUUACAGUGUUGGGAUAAUUCUACUAGAGGUCUUGAUUCGGCUACGGCGUUGGAGUUUAUUAGAGCUUUAAAGACAUCUGCUACGAUUUGCAAUGCCACACCGCUUGUGGCUAUUUACCAGUGUUCUCAAGAUACUUAUGAUUUGUUUGAUAAGGUUGUGUUGCUUUACGAAGGCUACCAGAUCUUCUUUGGAAGCACUUCAUAUGCUAAAGAAUACUUUGUUAGAAUGGGCUGGCACUGCCCGCAAAGGCAAACUACCGCUGACUUCUUGACGUCCUUGACGAAUCCUAGUCAGAGAGAGCCACAAUACGGAUUCGAAGAUAAGGUUCCUAGAACACCAAAGGAGUUUUACGAUAUAUGGCAGAAUUCUCCAGAACGUGCUGCUCUCGUGGAAGAGAUUGACGAAUACCUUGUCUCAGAAGAUAUCAAUGCUAGAGCUAAACGGUUCAAGGAACACCACUUGGCUACUCAGACUUCCAGAACAAGAGCCAAGUCUUCUUAUACUGUUUCCUUCGACAUGCAAGUCAGAUACAUUAUGCAACGAAAUAUGCUUCGUCUUCGGGGUGAUCCAUCUGUUACUGUUUCCAAUGUGGUGUGUAACAUCAUCGUUUCUGUGCUUAUUGCGACGAUUUUCAAGAACCUUCAGUUCAACACCGAAUCGUUCUAUUCACGUACGGCUGUGCUUUUCUUUGCAGUGUUGUUUAAUGCUUUUUGCUCCCUUUUAGAGGUCUUCUCCUUAUACGAGGCCAGACCGGUGGUUGAGAAACACAAGAAGUUUGCCCUUUACCGUCCAGCUGCAGAUGCUCUAGCGUCUAUCAUUACCGAACUUCCACCUAAAAUCAUUACCUCCAUUGGCUUCAACUUGAUUCUUUACUUUGUGGUUCAAUUGAGACAAAGCGCUGGCCAUUUCUUCUUCUACUGGCUUAUCAACUUUACUUGUACUUUGGCCAUGUCCCAUAUUUUCAGAAGUAUCGGUUCAGCUACCACUUCCUUGCAACAAGCCAUGACACCUGCAUCCCUUUUGCUUUUCACCUUAAUUGUGUUUACUGGUUUUGUCAUUCCACCUAAUAGUAUGCAUGGAUGGUGUCGUUGGAUCAACUACAUUGACCCAGUUGCCUAUGCUUUUGAAAGUUUGAUCACAAACGAGUUCCACGACAGAAACUUCCCUUGUGCCUCUAUGGUUCCAAGAGGAGGAAGUUACCCUGAAGUUGGGCCUAAUGUGGUUUGUGGAGUUGUGGGAGCCGUUCCAGGUAGCCCUACCGUCAAUGGAGAUGCAUACAUUGGACUUUCUUUCGAGUACUACAACAGUCAUAAAUGGAGAAACUGGGGUAUUCUCGUGGCGUACACUUUGUUCUUCCUUUGUGUUUAUAUCACUUUGGUUGAGUAUAACAAGGGUGCAAUGCAGAAUGGAGAGAUCUUGGUGUUCCAGCAUAAAGCUUUAAAACAAGAAAGAAAGAGAAGGAAGGAUAUCGAGACCGGUGAGAGUGAGAGAAUGAAGGCCGAAGAUAACUUCUACGAUGCUCGUGAUUCUGAAAAUUCCCAAACCCUGAGUGAUGCUAAGCUUCCAGUUUCCAAUGAGAUCCUUCACUGGCGUAAUCUUAAGUACGAGGUGAAGAUCAAAACUGAGCAAAGAGUUAUUUUGAAUAAUGUGGAUGGUUGGGUGAAGCCAGGCCAGGUUACGGCACUUAUGGGUGCGUCUGGUGCUGGUAAGACAACUUUGCUUAACACUCUUUCUGAUCGUUUGACAUCUGGUAUUAUCACCGACGGUGUGAGAAUGGUGAAUGGUAAAGCCUUGGACUCUUCAUUCCAAAGAUCUAUUGGUUACGUCCAGCAGCAAGAUUUGCAUUUACAGACUUCCACAGUCAGAGAAGCCCUUAAGUUUGCAGCUUAUUUGAGACAACCAUCUUCAGUUUCUAAAGCUGAAAAGGACGAUUAUGUUGACUAUAUUAUUCUGCUUUUGGAGAUGGAGAGGUAUGCAGAUGCUGUUGUUGGUGUUCCUGGCGAAGGACUUAAUGUUGAGCAAAGAAAGAGACUUACUAUUGGUGUUGAGCUUGUUGCCAAACCACAAUUACUUUUGUUUUUGGACGAGCCAACUUCUGGUUUGGAUUCUGAAACUGCCUGGUCGAUUUGUAAAUUGAUCAGAAAGUUGGCUGACCAUGGCCAGGCCAUUUUGUGUACCAUUCACCAGCCUUCAGCUAUUUUGAUGAAAGAAUUUGACCGUCUUUUGUUCUUACAGAAAGGUGGCCAGACUGUGUAUUUUGGAGAUUUAGGCCACAGCUGUCAAACGCUUAUUGACUACUUUGAGAAGUACGGUGCAGCUAAAUUCGAAUGGAUGUUGGAAGUCAUUGGCGCUGCUCCAGGUAGUCACGCUGACCAGGACUACUAUGAUGUUUGGCUUAAGUCUGACGAAUAUGCUAAAGUGCAAGAGGAACUUGAUACUAUGGAGAAGGAACUUGUCAAGUUACCUAAAGAUGACGAUCCAGAUAGACAAAAGUCUUAUGCUGCUGGUUACUUGUUGCAGUACCUUUUGGUAACCAAGAGAGUCUUUGAACAGUGUUGGAGAACGCCUUCGUAUACUUUAUCCAAGGCUGUGUUGGCUGUUUCGACUGCUUUGUUCAAUGGUUUUGCAUUCUUCAACGCUGAUAAAACCCUUCAGGGUCUUCAAAACCAGAUGUUCUCGGUGUUCAUGUUCUUCCUUGUUUUCAUUACCCUUUCCCAUCAAUACCUUCCACACUUUGUCGCCCAGAGAUCCUUAUACGAAGCUCGUGAAAGACCUUCCAAGACCUUCUCAUGGUUUGCAUUUAUCUGUGCCCAGAUCACUGGAGAGAUUCCAUGGAACGUUAUCUGUGGAACUGCUGCCUUUUUCUGUUGGUACUAUCCGAUUGGCCUUUACCAUAAUGCCACUGAAACAGAUACCGUGAAUCUGCGUGGAGCUACCAUGUGGUUUACCAUUGUGCUUUUCUACAUUUACACAUCCUCCAUGGCACAGUUGUGUAUUUCGUUUAUUGAGUUGGCAGAGAACGCAGCUAACCUUUCCAUCUUCUUAUUCACAGCAUGUUUGAACUUCUGUGGUGUGUUGGUUCCAAAAGAUAAAAUGCCCCAGUUCUGGCUUUUCAUGUACCGUUUCAAUCCAUUUACGUACUUGGUUUCGGUGGUGCUUUCAGUUGGUUUGGCCCAUUCGACUGUCGAGUGUUCAGACUCCGAGCUUCUCCAUUUUGCACCUCCUCAAGGCAUGCUGUGUAACCAGUACAUGGCUCCAUAUAUGGCCAAAGCAGGUGGGUACUUAACUCAAAUCGAGGAUAACGGACCUAGAUGUGUUUUCUGUACAAUGAAGGAUACCGGUCCGUUCUUGAAAUCCAUCAACGCCGAUUACCACACCAGAUGGAGAGAUAUCGGUGUGUUUAUUGGCUUUAUUGUGUUUGACUUUGUGUUGACCAUUGGGUUCUACUGGCUCUCCAGAAUCCCCAAGGGCAGCAGACAGAAGAAGAAGUAA
This is a messenger RNA of Candidozyma haemuli, 4353 nucleotides long. Its product is annotated as pleiotropic drug resistance family ABC transporter. Lineage: Eukaryota; Fungi; Ascomycota; Pichiomycetes; Serinales; Metschnikowiaceae. The record is from RefSeq and is a predicted model, not a curated record. The transcript has 3 exons. Gene Ontology annotation, biological process: xenobiotic detoxification by transmembrane export across the plasma membrane. The coding region runs from base 1 to 4353 and encodes 1450 amino acids. Gene Ontology annotation, cellular component: membrane. Gene Ontology annotation, molecular function: ATP hydrolysis activity; ABC-type transporter activity; ATP binding.